UGACUUAGACAGCUGAAGGAGCAGCUUGUAAACCACAGUCCCAUCUGCUUUCUCAUUUUCCUUUGAAAUAAUUAGGUCCCUUAUUUCUUCUGGACAAGGAAAAUUGAACAAGAAUCAAACACUAUAAAACUAUUGCUGUUUGCUGCUUCCGCUGCAGCUGUUCUUAUCUAGUUUUUAUCUCCUUGUCCCCCAAGAUUUGCUAAAGAUGCGCAGCAUGGCAAGCUCCACCUCCACCAAAGGCAUCGCCGCCAUUGUAGGCGUCGGACCUAAGCUUGGACGAUCCAUUGCCCGCAAGUUUGCUCAUGAAGGAUAUACGGUUGCCAUCCUCGCCCGGGACUUAGGAAGAUUGUCAAGAUUUGCAGAUGAGAUAGCCAGGGAAGAGAAAGCCCAAGUGUUUGCAAUCAGAAUAGACUGCUCGGAUUCUAGAAGUGUUAGGGAAGCAUUUGAAGGGGUUCUCUCACUAGGAUUUGUAGAAGUUCUGGUGUACAAUGCCUAUCAGCCAGUUUCAUGGCACCCCACAAACUUCACUGACAUUAAAAUCGAUUCUUUUGAGAAAUCUCUUGCUGUAUCCUCCCUUGGUGCUUUCCUUUGCGCUCAACAGGUACUUCCCGGGAUGGUGGAAAGAGGAAGAGGAACGAUUCUCUUCACUGGCUGCUCAGCUUCACUCAAUGGCAUUGCUGGUUUCUCUGAACUAUGCUGUGGAAAGUUUGCCCUGAGAGCAUUAUCCCAAUGCCUGGCUAGAGAGUUCCAGCCUCUUGGUGUCCAUGUUGCCCAUAUUAUCAUUGAUGGAGUCAUUGGUCAACCCAGGGGGCCAUCGGCAACGCUGAGAGGGUUAGUUGGGGAGCAACAGCAAAGCGGCGUGGGAGGGGAAGGGGCCGUGAUGAUGAUGAUGGACCCUGACGCGUUGGCUCAGACCUACUGGCACCUGCAUGUUCAAGACCGGACCGCUUGGACCCAAGAGAUUGACCUCCGUCCCUCUGUCACCAGAUUCUGUUAGCCAUAGUCAUUCCCUCUCUCUUUCUCUUCCUAUAUCUUCCCAUUUGCUCAAAUCAUUCGCAAGUUCCACUAUCAUUAUCAUAUCUUCAAUAGUUUUCAUUUCUAGUACACUGUUUGAUGCUUUAGAGAUGUUCUUGGCAUCAAUGGCUAUUCAUUUGGAUUUGAAAGUGUCAAUGGAAAUCGCAAAAGCAUUUCA
Durio zibethinus is the source of this 1192-nucleotide messenger RNA. RefSeq lists its product as uncharacterized. The record is from RefSeq and is a predicted model, not a curated record. Lineage: Eukaryota; Viridiplantae; Streptophyta; Magnoliopsida; Malvales; Malvaceae.